AUGUACAAGACCGUCGAUGAUGAGUUGGACCGUUUGGAGACCGCUGGAAUCAUCACACCAGUCAAGCAUUCGGAUUGGGCAGCACCGAUCGUUGUCGUCAGGAAGGCAAGCGGAGCAAUAAGGAUAUGCGGCGACUACUCAACAGGGUUGAAUGAUGCACUUCAGCCGCACCAGUACCCACUUCCGCUGCCGCAAGAUAUCUUCGCAAAGCUGGCCAACUGUAAGGUAUUUAGCCAAAUAGAUCUUUCUGACGCAUUUUUGCAGGUCGAGGUACAAGAAGAGUCUCGAGAGAUGCUAACCAUCAACACGCAUCGGGGACUCUAUCGUUAUAAUCGACUUCCACCCGGUGUUAAGGCAGCGCCCGGGGCAUUUCAGCAGCUGGUGGACACCAUGCUGGCUGGACUCAAACGUUCAUCAGGGUACCUCGACGAUGUUCUAGUGGGUGGGAUGGACGAAGAAGAUCAUCAACGCAAACUUCAAGCCGUCCUCCGUGAAUCCAGGAUUACGGGUUUACCAUCAAAGAAGAGAAGUGUUCGUUUGGCCAGCGCCAGAUCAAAUACCUGGGGUACCUCACGUGUCUGGAGUACGUGA
Messenger RNA from Ochlerotatus camptorhynchus, 591 nucleotides. RefSeq lists its product as uncharacterized. The record is from RefSeq and is a predicted model, not a curated record. NCBI's taxonomy places the organism in Eukaryota, Metazoa, Arthropoda, Insecta, Diptera, Culicidae. The coding region runs from base 1 to 591 and encodes 196 amino acids. The transcript has a single exon.